AUGGACACGGUCGCAGCCACCAGUGCAGAGGCGCACGACGCGCCCGAAGAGUCGCCAGUGAUCGCCUCCCGCGUGUUACGCAAGGUGGACAGUCGUCUGUUGCCUCUCCUCUUCGUCACUUACCUGCUCAACUUUAUGGAUAAAACUAUCCUGUCGAGUGCAUCUGUGUUUGGAUUGAUUGAAGAUACCCAUUUGGUCGGCCAGCAGUACAGCUGGGUGUCCAGCAUCUUCUACUUUGGAUAUUUCUUCUGGGAAUGGCCAACCAACGUGUUGAUACCCCGGGUGCCCGUCGCCAAAUACCUCUCCAUCAAUACCUGGUUCUGGGGUGCCGUAGUAGCCCUCACGGCCGCCUGUACCAACUACGGCGGUUUGCUGACCGUGCGAUUCCUUCUCGGGGUGGCGGAGGCCACCAUCACGCCGGCCUUCAUGUUCCUCACCUCGACCUGGUACACCCGCGAUGAGAUUCCCUUCCGCACGGGCAUCUGGUUCUCGGGCAACUCGGUCGGCGGGCUCGUCGCCAGUCUGCUCGCCUAUGGCAUUGGCCACAUUGACCACCCCCUGCAUCCCUGGAUGUGGAUGUUCAUCAUCCUCGGCGUAGCCACUUUUCUGUGGGGAUUUGUCCUCUUCGCCUUCCUCCCGGAUAGCAUCUCCACUGCCACGUUCCUCACCCCGGAGGAACGAGAGUUCAUGGCGCAUCGUGCCGUGAUCGCAGGUACCGGUCGGACAGAGAAAACCACCUGGAAAUGGGCGCAAUUUGUCGAAUGCCUCUGCGACCCGAAGACGUGGCAUCUCUUCGCCCUGGCAGUGCUGACCCAGAUCCCCAACGGCGGCACACAAAACUUCGGCAACCUCGUCAUCAAAUCCUUCGGCUUCACCUCCCUGCAAUCCACCCUGAUCGUCAUCCCUGCCAGUGUGAUCAGUGCUGGCACCAUCGCGCUCACCGGCUGGCUGGCCGGUCGGUCCCACCACUGGAACUGCCUGCUGAUCGUGUGUAUCGUCGCACUGUCCAUCACCGGUAGUGCCAUCAUCUACGCCCGCGCCCACCAUGUGCCCCUCGGCGCCCAGCUCUUCGGCUACUUUCUGCUGUCCACGGGUCCCGGUGCCCUCCCGCUUAUCAUGUCCCUCCUACAGGCGAAUUACCGUGGUGUCACCAAGAAAAUGACCAUCACUUCCAUGAUGUUCAUCGCUUACUGUGCGGGCAAUAUUGCUGGGCCGCAGUUUUUCAAAUCAAGUGAGGCGCCCCUGUAUCAGACCUCGUUUCGAGCCAUCCUUAUCUGCUAUAUUAUAUCUGCGGUGUUGGCGGUGUCCCUGCGAUGCUACUUGCAGUGGUUUAAUCGGAAGCGCGAUCGCGAGGAGGGUGUCCAGGGGACGGCGACACUGGCGGGUGCUGUGGGGGGGAAAGUUGUCAAUGAGCGACAGGACGGUAAUGAUGUGUCGGUGUUGGUGCAGUCGGUCGAGUUGCAGGCGGAAGAUUAUGAAGAUGCGACCGAUUGGAAUACCGUCGGCUUCCGCUAUCGGUUGUAG
Molecule: messenger RNA, 1524 nt
Organism: Aspergillus niger
Lineage: Eukaryota; Fungi; Ascomycota; Eurotiomycetes; Eurotiales; Aspergillaceae
Exons: 3
Coding region: 1-1524 (507 amino acids)
Biological process (GO): tripeptide transport; allantoate transport; transmembrane transport
Cellular component (GO): plasma membrane
Molecular function (GO): dipeptide transmembrane transporter activity; allantoate transmembrane transporter activity
Source: RefSeq, a predicted model, not a curated record